AUGGUCAAGAAGGCCAUUGACGCCCGCAUCCCUGCCCUGAUCCGCAACGGAGCCCAGGAGCGCAAGCGCAGCUUUUUCGUCGUUGUCGGAGACCACCAGAAGGAUGUCAUCGUCAACCUGUAUCACAUCCUGCUUAACGUCGACGUUAAGCUGAACAAGAGCGUGCUGUGGGCAUACAAGAACAAGCUGCUGGGCUUCUCCAGCCACCGCAAGAAGCGCGAAAAGAAGAUCAAGAAGGAGAUCAAGCGCGGAAUCCGCGACGUCGACGAGAACGACCCCUUCGAGCUGUUCAUCUCCACCCAGAAUAUCCGCUAUGUCUACUACAAGGAGACGGAAAAGAUUCUCGGAAACACCUACGGCAUGUGCAUUCUGCAGGACUUUGAGGCCAUCACCCCCAACCUGCUCGCCCGCACUAUCGAGACUGUCGAGGGUGGCGGUCUGGUCAUCCUGCUACUCAAGGGCAUGUCCAGUCUGAAGCAGCUCUACACCAUGUCCAUGGACGUACAUUCACGCUACCGCACCGAGGCUCACGGCGAUGUCGUCGCCCGCUUCAACGAGCGCUUCAUCCUCUCCCUCGGAAGCUGCGAAUCCUGUCUGGUUGUCGACGACGAGCUGAACGUCCUCCCCAUCUCCGGUGGUAAGAACGUGCGCCAGCUGCCCCCGCCCGAUCCAGAGCUCGAAGGAAAGACGCCCCAGGCAAAGGAGUUGGAGGAGAUCAAGGAGUCCCUUGCCGACUCCCAGCCCGUUGGUUCUUUGGUGUCUCUUGCUCGUACCGUGGACCAGGCCAAGGGCCUUUUGACCUUCAUCGAUGCCAUCGCCGAGAAGACGCUCCAAAGUACCGUCACCCUGACCGCUGCCAGAGGUCGUGGUAAGUCCGCUGCUCUCGGUGUCGCCGUCGCCGCUGCCGUCGCCCACGGAUACAGCAAUAUUUUCAUCACCGCCCCGAGCCCCGAGAACUUGAAAACUUUCUUCGAGUUUGUCUUCAAGGGAUUCGAUGCGCUCGAGUACAUGGACCACGUCGACUAUUCGAUCAUCCAGUCCACGAAUCCCGACUUCAACAAGGCCAUCGUCCGCGUCAACGUGCACCGCCAGCACAGGCAGACUAUCCAGUAUAUUCAGCCGCAGGAUGCUCAUGUCUUGGGCCAGGCCGAGCUGUUGGUGAUUGAUGAGGCUGCUGCUAUUCCCCUGCCUCUCGUCCAGAAGCUGAUGGGACCCUACCUGGUCUUCAUGGCAUCCACAAUCAAUGGUUACGAGGGUACGGGAAGAUCGCUUUCUCUUAAGCUCAUUCAGAAACUGAGAGAGCAAUCCCGGGGCGGCUCCAAGAAGGGCUCUGACCAGGUCAUUGCCGACCGCUCGACCGGUAAGGAGGCAAAGAGCGGAUCAGAAGUGGCCUCAGGCGGUCGCACACUCCGUGAGAUCACUCUGGCUGAAUCUAUCAGAUACGCACCUGGUGAUGCUGUGGAGAAGUGGAUGAACAAGCUGCUUUGCCUUGAUGCGACCCUUCCACGUUCCAGGAUGAACACCCAAGGAUGCCCCGAUCCAUCCCAAUGCCAGCUUUUGCACGUUAACCGAGAUACCCUGUUUUCUUUCCACCCUGUUUCUGAGAAGUUCCUGCAGCAAAUGAUGGCCCUAUACGUGGCAAGCCACUACAAGAACUCUCCUAAUGAUCUCCAACUCAUGUCUGAUGCCCCGGCGCACCAGCUGUUCGUUUUGGUUCCUCCAGUCGACGAGGGCAGCAACAAGCUUCCGGAGCCUCUUUGCGUUAUCCAAGUUGCCAUGGAGGGUCAAAUCAGCCGAGAGAGCGUGCUCAACAGCUUGAGCAGGGGUCAGAGGGCCGGUGGUGACCUUAUUCCUUGGCUCGUCAGUCAGCAAUUCCAGGAUGAGGAGUUUGCCGGUCUUUCGGGUGCUCGUGUUGUCCGCAUUGCUACGAACCCCGACUACAUCGGCAUGGGCUACGGUCGUAAAGCUAUUGAACUCCUCACCGAUUUCUACGAAGGCAAGUUCACCAGCUUGUCCGAGGUUGACCCCACCGAGGAGGAGACGAUGGUUCGUGUGACGGAUGAAGAGCUGGAGAGCUCCAGUCUUUUGCAGGACAACGUGAAGGUUCGCGACAUCACUGCAAUGCCGCCCCUUUUCGCUCGUCUCUCGGAGAGGAAGCCCCCGGCACUUGAUUGGAUGGGUGUGAGCUACGGUCUUACUAAGGAGCUCCAAAGAUUUUGGAAGCGCUCCUCAUUUGUACCUGUCUACCUCCGCCAGACUGCUAAUGACCUUACCGGCGAACACACCUGCGUCAUGCUGCGCACUCUUGAGACGCAAACAAAUGCGGACCCUAGCUGGCUCGGUGCUUUCUCGCGAGACUUCCAGCGUCGGUUCCUUUCUCUGCUUUCCUACCAGUUCCGUACCUUUGAGUCCCCGGUCGCCCUCAGCAUCAACGAGGCCGCUGCCUCCGGCAUCAAGUACGACACGUCGGCCUCGACCAAACCACUCACCAAAGCGGAGCUGGACGACGUCUUUUCUCCCUUCGACCUCAAGCGCCUGGACAGCUACGCGAACAACAUGCUCGACUACCACGUCAUCCUCGACAUGCUCCCCACCAUCGCGCACCUCUACUUCCUCGGCCGCCUCAGGUCUUCCACAGGUGAGCUUAAGCUCUCGGGCCUACAGACGGCGCUGCUGCUCGCCAUUGGUCUCCAGCGCCGGAUGCUCGAGGACGUCGGCAAGGAGCUCGACCUCAACAGCUCGCAGAUUCUGGCCAUGUUCAUCAAGACUAUGCGUAAGAUCUCGGCACACUUCCGCGGGCUGGUCGAGGGUGCCGUUGCAGAAGAUCUGCCUGAUGCGCCGGAGGAUGAUGAUCAGGAGGGAGUUGAUGGUGAGAAGACUACGAAGAGGUUCCAGCCACUCGCACAGAGCUUGAACGAUGAGCUUGAGGAGGAGGCAGAUGAGGUAAGGCGGGCCGAGAAGGAAAGGAUGAGGAGCAUGAUUGAUGCUUUGCCUUUGGACAAAUAUGCUAUCGCCUCAGGUGAUGCGCACGACUGGGCCGAGGCUGAGAAGCAAGUCUCGAAGGCAUCUCACGAUGGCCGGAAGAGCACGACGGUCAGUGUGAAGUCCAAGAGUGGAGGUUCGAAGCGGAAGGCGGGCGAGGCGGUUGAAGAGGUGUUGAAGGAAGCGGAAGCGUUGAAAGAGAAGAAGGGCAAGAAGGGGAAGCAUCGGUGA
Messenger RNA from Lasiodiplodia theobromae, 3213 nucleotides. Its product is annotated as Nucleolar ATPAse. The transcript is spliced from 2 exons. Gene Ontology annotation, cellular component: nucleolus; 90S preribosome. The coding region runs from base 1 to 3213 and encodes 1070 amino acids. Gene Ontology annotation, biological process: rRNA acetylation involved in maturation of SSU-rRNA. The record is from RefSeq and is a predicted model, not a curated record. Gene Ontology annotation, molecular function: ATP binding; tRNA binding; 18S rRNA cytidine N-acetyltransferase activity. NCBI's taxonomy places the organism in Eukaryota, Fungi, Ascomycota, Dothideomycetes, Botryosphaeriales, Botryosphaeriaceae.